CUGGCGGCCGGGCGGGAGGAGCGAGCGGGCUCCGGGCUGAAACCCGAAACCUCCGGUCCCCGCGCGGCCCGGGGAAGGAAGCGGCGGCGGCCAGGCGGGCGGUGGCCGGUCGGGCCCUGCGCUGCCGCGCGGCGGCCCCUGGAUGCUCAGCAUGCUGCACCCGCCCCACGCCCAGGCGCGCUGACCAUGAGCCUCAACUCCUCGCUGGGACACCGGAAGGAGCUGAGCAACCUCACGGAGGCGGCGGCCGCGGCCGGCGGGGGCAUCGUCGUCGCCGAGUUCAUCGCCAUCGUCGUCAUCACCAUCUUCGUCUGCCUGGGCAACCUGGUCGUCGUGGUCACCUUGUACAAGAAGUCCUACCUCCUCACCCUCAGCAACAAGUUCGUCUUCAGCCUGACCCUGUCCAACUUGCUGCUGUCCCUGCUAGUGCUGCCGUUCGUGGUGACGAGCUCCGUCCGGCGGCGAUGGGUCUUCGGGGUGGUCUGGUGCAACUUCUCCGCCCUGCUGUACCUGCUCAUCAGCUCGGCCAGCAUGCUCACCCUCGGGGUCAUCGCCAUCGACCGCUACUAUGCCGUCCUGUACCCCAUGGUGUACCCCACGAAGAUCACGGGGAACCGUGCUGUCAUGGCGCUGGUGUACAUCUGGCUUCACUCCCUCAUUGGCUGCCUGCCACCUCUGUUCGGCUGGUCGUCGGUGGAGUUUGACGAGUUCAAGUGGAUGUGCGUGGCCGCCUGGCACCGGGAGCCCGGCUACACCGCCUUCUGGCAGAUCUGGUGCGCCCUGUUCCCCUUCCUGGUCAUGCUCGUGUGCUACGGCUUCAUCUUCCGCGUGGCCAGGGUCAAGGCCCGCAAGGUGCACUGCGGCACCGUGGUCGUGGUGGAGGGCGACGCCCAGAGGCCGGGGAGGAAGAACUCCAGCACCUCCACCUCCUCCUCGGGCAGCCGCCGGAAUGCCUUCCAGGGCGUCGUGUACUCGGCCAACCAGUGCAAAGCCCUGGUCACCAUCCUGGUGGUCAUCGGGGCCUUCAUGGCCACCUGGGGCCCCUACCUGGGGGUCAUCACCUCGGAGGCCCUCUGGGGGGAGAACUGCGUCUCCCCGAGCCUGGAGACCUGGGCCACGUGGCUGAGCUUCACCAGCGCCGUCUGCCACCCCCUCAUCUACGGGCUCUGGAACAAGACCGUGCGCAAGGAGCUGCUGGGCAUGUGCUUUGGGGACCGGUAUUACCGGGAGCCAUUUGUCCAGCGGCAGAGGACGUCCAGGCUGUUCAGCAUUUCCAACAGGAUCACAGACCUAGGCCUGUCCCCGCACCUCACGGCACUGAUGGCCAGCGGCCAGCCCCUGGGGAACAGCAGCAGCACAGGAGACACCGGCUUCAGCUGCUCCCAGGACUCAGGGACCGAUGUGAUGCUGCUGGAAGACUGCAUAUCUGAUGACCAGCCUCCCUCCCACUGCACUUGCCCCCUGAAGAGGAGGAGCUCAGUGACCUUCGAAGACGAAGUGGAACAGAUCAAAGGGUCCUCCUCCCUCGAGUCCUCCGCUUCCCAGCUGACUGAUCAGGCAGCUGCCAGACUGGGCAGACCCGGGCUGCCGAACUCUACGCAGGCACACGUGUCCUCAGACCGACUCCAUCCUCCCCAGAAAGCUGCCAGGACCCCCGUCCUCCAUGUGAAAGCCGACGUGCACAAGUCCUUGGACAGCUACGCAGACGGCUUGGCCAAAGCCAUAGAGGCUGAAGCCAAAGUCAACUUAUUCGGAGAGGAGGCUUUGCCCGGAGUCUUGCUAGUGGCAAGGACCGUCCCAGGGGCUGGGUUCGGGGGCCGCCAGGGCGGCCGAGUGCCCGUGAGUCAGAGGCACCAGCUGCAGAGCAUCGAGGAAGGGAACAUUCUCACUUCGAAACAGAAAUGAGGGCCUCAGGGUGGCCUGUCCCCCCCAGGCAGACACCCGCGGCCGACCCACCGAGCCGGGGCCUGGGAGCACGGGGCAGGAACGGCAUCUGGUGUGCAGGUGCCUGAAAACACACGAGGACUGUGCCCAUGGCCAGAGACUGCAGGGUCAGUGUGAGCCCCCACGUGGGCCUCUCGCAGACCCCCUGACGGGACCAAAGGCAUCAAAAGCACAAAGAAACGCAGACAGAGGUGUGGCCGUGCCUUUCUGGGUGGUGGGGCGUGGAGGGGGGCCUCGAAACCGGGCUGGGAAUGGGAAGGAAGCACCAGGUGGGUCCUGUUCUCCCAUUCAGGCCUGCAUCCCGGAUGCCCACGCACUGCCCCAGGGGCAGAGGCUCGGGAGGCAAGCCCUUCCCAGGGCGCCCGGGCUUCCGCAGGGUCCCUAGAGGAGACCCCAGCAGCAGAGCCCCCACGACUCGUACCCACGCCUCAGCGCUAGUUGGGACCUUGCCUGGGUGAAGCCACCUGCUGGUGGUCCCGGGCAGUCACAGACCUCCUCCCUACUCACUGAUUCUUUGCUCUUUCAAAAGAAGGGAGAAACCACUAUCCAAGAUGGGAGGAAGGAGCAGGUACCAGGUGCUUCCUUUCCAGAAUUUAAAAAAGCAAAUGUAUUUGGUUAGGACAUGCCACCGACUUACCAAGCUUGGACACGGCUGCGGUUCCGGCCAGUGAGGAGGUGGCGACACUGUUGUCCUAGAGGAACCCCUUUUCCUCGGGAAACCUCUCAGAGGGACUCCCUGCGAGAUGCUUGAUUGACAGGAGAUGAGGCAGAACAGCAAUGGUGCUGGGCCUGGAGCCACACCCAUGCUCCCGGCCUGGCUCCGCCCCUUCUUUCUCCGGUCACCUGGGCCUUCCCAUCCAGUCUCUGUGCCGGAAGAUGGAAUGUGAGCGUGGGGCAUCAGAUUGAAUGGUCUCCAAGGUCAUUUUCAACUGUUGACCUUUGAUGAUCUUUGUCAGGUAGAGAUCGGGGUGGGGGGGGUGAGGACCCCCAGACUAACGCUGCACAGCUUCCUAACGUGGUUUCUAAGGUUUCUAGAGGCCACAGGCCCAGCUGUGCGGACUCCCCAGCUGGUGUGACCCCGCCCUCCAAGAUGCAACUAUGAAGGAAAAGACGCCCCCUCCCAGGUGGAGUGGCUUCGUGGGGGUAGACCUCUGCCCCCUCCCCUCGGAGCUGGGACAGCAGUGAGGUGGGGCCUGGAGCGGUGGCCAGGUGACGUGGGGGAAACAUUUGCCUGGCCCUCCGAGGCGCAGGUGGUCAGCAAAGGGGACCGGCAGCGUGCGCCCGGCAGCUGCUCCUGAGUGUGGUGCGUGCGGGGGGUCAGCCAGCUCCCAGAGAGGCGGUUUCUUUCUUGCUGAGUAAGCACAGUGGUUGGCUGGGCCCUGGUCUGCAGUUUGCAAAGACCUUGACUGAGACCUGGGGGCUUGCCACCUUCACUGUGGUCAGGCUCACUACAAGUCUGGGCCAGCCAAGUGCCAGGCACUGGGCAGGCUCUGGGGGAGGGGAGGAAGAGCAGAGGGCUUUUCUAGGGCAGAGGUGGCUUCACUGGCAGGUUCUUCUCCAUCAGGGGGUGUUUUACAUGGUCUCUGUGUGUAUUCCCAGCACUUGUGUAGGUCAUAAAGGGACCCUGUUCCUGCUCAGCUGGCAUGUGUGGGGGCGGGGCUGGGUGGAGGCCUCCGCCUGAAGGUGAGAGUAACCUGGGGCACCAGUGAGGCCUCUCCGAGGGCAGCCAGUGGGCUUGGAAGCCCAGGGUUGGAGAGUGCACCCCCUGGGCUGGGCUGAGUGCUAGGAAGGGUCCGGAGACCCCAGGUCCCCACAGGUGUGGCCCAGACAGGCUGGGACUUACUGGAUCAGAUCUGAGCCUAUCUGAAAGGGCGGCACCUCACCAGAGGACUUGCUGUCACCUUGCCUCCUACCGAGUGAGGUCCUCCACUCACCCCUCCACCAGCCCCUGCCCCUGCACCAUGCAGGGCACCGAGCCCAGCCUGUGAGCGGUGACAGGACGUCUUUCCACUUAAUUCAGGGAGAGACCCAGGACGCUGAUGCUGUAAGUGGCUGAGACCAGUACCGAUGACAGAAAGGACUGGGCUGCAGGGGAGGUGACCGCCUCCAGCUGUGGGUGGGGGUGGAGAGGGGGUAGCUCCCCGGAGGCGGCAGGUGGAGCCAAGCCUUGGAGGAUGUUUGGCAGCGAGAACCACAUUUUGCAGAGUUGGGAACUCGAAGUUGCCAGUUCCAUCUGGGAGAGCGAGAGAGGGAGGGAGGAGGACUGGGGGGAAUCGCACACAUUCUGAAGCUUCUGAGAGGCAUUUCUGAGGACAGCUGCUCUUGGUGCGGGUCAAAACCCCACUGCCCACGAAACCCAGGCCCAUAUACGCUCCUGACACCUCCCUGAGGGACUGACUGCAUGCACUGUGGCAGGUGGGGCAUUUGGCCCCUUGUCCACUUAGAAACCUUCCUGUGUCUCUUGGUUUCCACAGGACGUUUAGGACUGUUGCCCACCUUGGCUUCUUUGAUUGGGAUUGCCACCUGACAGGUCCCUGUGCUGCACCCCCCCCCCCCCCCCCAGUACCAGGGCUCAGGGCUAUUGUGACCUAGAGGCCUGGGAACCCCGCAGCCUACGGUGCAGCCUCUUCCCCGGCCUGGGAAGGCUGCAGUUCAGCACCGUAGACACUAGGUGGCAGCAGUGGAAAGCACUAAGGAGACACCUGAAAUUCUUGCUCAGAACUUGUC
Messenger RNA from Artibeus jamaicensis (Jamaican fruit-eating bat), 4671 nucleotides. RefSeq names its product G protein-coupled receptor 161 (gene GPR161). The transcript has 7 exons. The record is from RefSeq and is a predicted model, not a curated record. The coding region runs from base 187 to 1905 and encodes 572 amino acids. Gene Ontology annotation, molecular function: G protein-coupled receptor activity. Gene Ontology annotation, cellular component: recycling endosome; membrane. Lineage: Eukaryota; Metazoa; Chordata; Mammalia; Chiroptera; Phyllostomidae. Gene Ontology annotation, biological process: G protein-coupled receptor signaling pathway.